AUGAGAAGACGUUUCACUAGUCAAAAGAACACUAACGCAAAAGCAGAGAUUACGGUUGGUUAUAACGUAAAUGAUGAUAAAUCACGAAUUAUUCAAAAUGUUAAAGUUAAUGUUAGCCCCGAAUUAACAAGGUCAGCAACUCAACCAAAUUUAUUAACUCGUGACUUACCGAAGAAUGAGGAGAAUGAAGAAAACCAUGAGAAUGGAGACCCAAUCAUUUUAUCUGAACCUGGUAAAGAACCUGUUGAAAUUCCCACUUAUCCAACAUACCCCCCACCUCUUUCAUCAAACAUCGAGAACCCAUAUAAAAUAGACAUUAAUUCAGAAUUAAUGAAAAUUUACCGUGAUAUAAUAAUUAAUAAUUAUGAUUCAAUAAUAAAUUUAAUUGACCAAUCCGGUUUAAUUAUUUUACCUUAUGAAUCAUUAAUUCACAUUAUCGCCAUUCUUUGUGAUGUUCAAGAUUCAGACGUUAAGAUUCAAUUUUUCAUAGAUGAUGAGGUUUCAUGCUGCGGAACA
Trichomonas vaginalis G3 is the source of this 516-nucleotide messenger RNA. RefSeq lists its product as uncharacterized. The transcript has a single exon. The record is from RefSeq and is a predicted model, not a curated record. Lineage: Eukaryota; Parabasalia; Trichomonadida; Trichomonadidae. The annotation marks the transcript as partial.